Messenger RNA from Physella acuta, 1506 nucleotides. RefSeq lists its product as uncharacterized. Gene Ontology annotation, biological process: mitochondrial ATP transmembrane transport; negative regulation of mitochondrial outer membrane permeabilization involved in apoptotic signaling pathway; mitochondrial ADP transmembrane transport. NCBI's taxonomy places the organism in Eukaryota, Metazoa, Mollusca, Gastropoda, Physidae. Gene Ontology annotation, cellular component: mitochondrial inner membrane. Gene Ontology annotation, molecular function: ATP:ADP antiporter activity. The record is from RefSeq and is a predicted model, not a curated record.
UGACUUAAUUUCACCAAAGUUAUAUUCUACGAACCUCGUUUUCGUUCUUUACAUUCUCUGCCACCAUUACAACGUGGUGUACGGCUGUAAGAUCAGCUCAGAAGCCGGCCCAUCUUAACUUAACACCGGGGUUUCAAUAAAAUUGAAGAUGUCUAAGAAGUUAGGAUUCGCAGAAAACUUUGCACUUUCUGGUGCGGCAGCUGUCAUCUCAAAAACUGCAGCUGCCCCCAUUGAAAGGAUCAAGCUGCUCGUCCAAAACCAGGAUGAGAUGAUCAAACAAGGCCGGUUGUCAGAGCCAUACAAAGGUGUCAUCGACUGCACUGUCCGCACCUUUAAAACAGAGGGAUUCUUUCCAUUUUGGAGAGGUAAUUUGGCAAAUUGCUUGAGAUACUUCCCUACUCAGGCUCUCAACUUUGCCUUCAAGGACACCAUCAAAGCACUCUUCAAGGCUGCUCCCAAUGAGUCUUAUGCCAUGAAGUUCACCAAGAAUAUCUUCUCUGGUGGUGCUGCCGGUGCAAUGUCCUUGUGCUUUGUGUAUUCCCUCGAUUACGCUCGUACCCGUUUGGCUAAUGAUGCCAAGGCUGCUGGCAAGGGUGGCGGAGAACGUCAGUUCAAUGGUCUCAUUGAUGUAUAUACCAAGACCAUCAAGUCUGAUGGUAUUGUUGGUUUGUACAGAGGAUUCGUCAUCUCCUGUGUUGGUAUUGUUGUAUACAGAGGGUUCUACUUUGGCCUCUACGACAGCUUGAAACCCAUUCUCUUGAAAGAUGAUGCUAGCGUCUUCCUAUCCUUUGCUCUUGGAUACACUGUCACAGUAUCAUCUGGAUUGCUGUCCUACCCCAUUGACACCAUCAGGAGGCGUAUGAUGAUGACCUCUGGCCAGGCUGUCAAGUACAAGGGCUCCAUUGACUGUGCCCUAAAGAUCAUCAAGAAUGAGGGCUUCAUGUCCAUGAUGAAAGGUGCCGGUGCCAACAUUCUCAGGGGUGUUGCUGGUGCUGGUGUGUUGGCUGGUUUCGACAAGUUCAAAGAGCUUUACAUUGCAAUGCGUGUGGGUGCUGGUAAAUAACGUGUAGUUUAGUUUAAUCUUGCUUUCAUGUUGAUUUAAAGAGUUGAAUUUAGCUAUACAUAGAAAGAAUUUGUACACCAGUUAAGAUACUAUUUUGUAUAGAAGGUUUUGUUAGUUUCUGACUAUUGUUGUGGACUGGAUGUAUACAUUUUUAGUACAAAAUUAAUGGACGUAUCAUAUUUUUUCUAGUUUGCUAUGUUUGCUAUAACUGAUCAGUUUAUACUGGAUCAUGGUCUUAGCAUACUAAGAAAAAUGACCAAGUACUCAUUAUUUGCUGACAUUCAGAUUUACACAUUUCAACUAGAUAUUUAUUAAGUACAAGAUCAGUGUAAUGUUUGUGGAAUCUGGUUUGUCUGGACUUGUAAAUGAAAUUGUAUUGGAAGAUGGCGUGUAUGAUGAUCUGUGAACAGAGCAAGACCUAUAAUAAAUUAAACAAUAUCUUU